AUGAUCAUUGGUGGGGUCGAUAUCCCUCAAGGACCGGUAUUCAAACGCACCAAAGUGACGAUCACGAGGGAAAAGCAAACUCGGGACUACUUACCAGAAGUAACCUUGUCUUUCAACGACGAGGACGCAGAAGGGAUCGAACAACCUCGCAACGACGCACUGAUAAUGUCUAUCCUUAUGAAUAAAAAUCAAGUUAAACGUAUGUUAAUUGAUCCAGAUAGCUCUGCAAAUAUUAUUCUAUCAAAGAUCGUAGAGCAACUCGGCCUCCAAGAUCAGAUCAUGCCUGAAGCUCGGGUACUUAACUGCUUCAAGAUGGCAAGUAAAACCACCAAUGAGAAAAUCAUUCUACCAGCAAACGUGGUCGGGACUAUCCAGGAAACAAAUUUCCAUGUGAUCGAAGGCGACAUGAGAUAUAAUGUGCUGCUCGGAAGGCCUGAGAUUCAUAAUAUGAGAGUAGUGCCCUCGACGCUUCACCAAGUCUUGAAAUUCCAAACAUCAGAAGGAAUCAAAAUGGCGUACGGUGAACAACCUGCCGCCAAGGAAAUGUUCGCAAUCGAUGAGGUAAUACCAAUAUCGGCAUUGUCAUCAACAAAGGGAUCGGAGUCGAAGGGAAAACAAAAAGUUAAAUAG
Nicotiana tabacum (common tobacco) is the source of this 630-nucleotide messenger RNA. NCBI's taxonomy places the organism in Eukaryota, Viridiplantae, Streptophyta, Magnoliopsida, Solanales, Solanaceae. The record is from RefSeq and is a predicted model, not a curated record.